AUGCGGGUUUCUGGGGUGGUGACGAACGGGGAACGGGCUUUGACUCAUCUCUUUCGCAGAAAUCAACCCAGAACAUUCUCCUCUUGCUUUGUUCGCUCCCUGUCAACCAACCCUCCCACAUUCGACAGGAUGGCUUCUCUCGGCUCAGAGUGGACUUCUCAGCGAGUCCGAGAUACCUUUUUAGAUUAUUUUAAACAAAAUGGCCAUACAUUCGUCCCUUCUUCCCCCGUCGCUCCUCUAUCGGAUCCGACUCUUCUUUUCACCAAUGCGGGAAUGAACCAGUUCAAGUCCAUCUUCCUGGGCACCGUUGACGCCUCGUCGGACUUUGGAAAGAUGAAGCGCGCAACGAACUCGCAAAAGUGCCUCCGUGCCGGUGGAAAACAUAACGAUCUGGAUGAUGUUGGCAAGGAUAGCUAUCACCAUACCUUCUUUGAGAUGCUCGGCAACUGGAGUUUUGGCGACUACUUCAAGAAAGAAGCCAUUACUUAUUCGUGGACCCUGUUGACGGAAGUCUACGGGCUAGAUCCCGAUCGCCUCUACGUUACUUACUUCGAGGGCAAUGAAGCCGGUGGACUGGAACCGGAUCUGGAAGCCAAAGAACUAUGGAAAUCAGUGGGCGUUCCUGAAUCUCACAUUCUUCCUGGAGAUAUGAAAGACAACUUCUGGGAAAUGGGUGACCAAGGACCAUGUGGACCUUGUAGUGAAGUGCACUAUGAUCGGAUCGGUGGACGCAACGCUGCUCAUCUCGUCAAUGAAGACGAUCCAAAUGUGCUUGAAAUCUGGAACAACGUUUUCAUCCAAUAUAACCGCGAGCCGGAUAGCUCCUUGAGAUCCCUCCCCAACAAACACGUUGACACCGGAAUGGGCUUUGAAAGACUGGUGUCAAUUCUCCAGAACAAGUCUUCCAACUACGAUACCGAUGUCUUCACUCCGAUCUUCCAGGCUAUCCAGAAUACCACUGGGGCCCGGGAAUACCGCGGCCACUUUGGCGCCGAUGAUGCCGACGGAAUUGACACAGCCUACCGUGUUGUGGCAGACCACGUGCGGACUUUGAUGUUCGCUAUCUCGGACGGCGUCAUUCCCAACAACGAGGGCCGUGGCUAUGUGAUUCGCCGUGUCCUACGCCGAGGAGCUCGGUAUGCCCGCAAAUAUUUCCAGGUCGAUAUUGGGAAUUUCUUCGCUAAGCUAGUGCCGACUGUUGUGGAUCAAUUGGGUGACAUGUUCCCUGAACUCAAGCGCAAGCAGCAAGAUGUUAUAGAAAUCUUGGACGAGGAAGAGUUGUCAUUUGCCAAGACCUUGGAUAGAGGUGAGCGGCAAUUUGAGCAAUACGCCCAACAGGCUAAGGUCAAGGGCACCGAUAUGCUCCAUGGUGCCGAUGUGUGGAGACUGUACGACACCUUUGGCUUCCCCGUUGACCUGACUCGAAUCAUGGCCGAGGAACGUGGUCUCCGCAUUGAUGAUGUCGAAUUUGAAGAGGCUCGCUUGAAGGCGAAGGAAGCCAGCAAGGGUCAAAAGAAGGCUGCUGAGAACACAGUCAAGCUUAAUGUCCAUGACCUAGGCAAGCUGGAGAAAAUGAGCGACGUGCAAAAGACGGAUGAUUCGCCUAAAUUUGGCCGAGGUAACAUCACCGCCCACGUCAAGGCUAUCUACCACGGGAAGACUUUCCACAAUAGCACUGAUGAUGUCCCCGAGGGCGCACAGCUUGGCAUAAUUCUCGACUGUACGAACUUUUAUGCCGAACAGGGUGGCCAGGAAAAUGAUACAGGCAAGAUCAUCAUUGACGGACAAGCAGAGCUUGAAGUUGGCGAUGUACAGUCUUACGCCGGAUACGUUCUACACACCGGCUUCAUGAAAUACGGAUCAUUUACUGUCGGCAAUUCUGUCAUUUGCGAGUACGAUGAGCUCCGACGCUGGCCCAUCCGGAAUAACCAUACCGGAACCCAUAUCCUGAAUUUCGCUCUGAAGGAAAUUCUAGGCGAUGGUGUCGACCAGAAGGGUUCCCUGGUGGCCGCCGAGAAGCUGCGAUUUGACUUCUCCCACAAGAGCGCAAUCUCUGAUGCCGAGCUCGAGAAGAUCGAAGCCAAGGCGACUGAUUAUAUCCGACAGAACUGUGCUGUUUACUCCCAAGAACUUCCGCUUGCCACUGCCCAGCAAAUCUCCGGCGUUAGGGCCGUAUUCGGCGAGACUUACCCCGAUCCUGUUCGUGUUGUCUCUGUCGGUGUGGAAUUGGAGGAAAUCCUGAAGAAUGUCAAAGAUCCCCGUUGGCAGGAAGUCAGCAUUGAGUUUUGUGGUGGAACUCAUGUGCAGAAGACAGGCGAUAUCAAGGACUUGAUCAUCCUGGAGGAGAAUGGCAUUGCCAAGGGAGUUCGCCGAAUUAUUGCCGUCACUGGAGAGGAUGCGCACGAGGUGCAGAGAGUUGCCGAGGAAUUCGGGCAGCGUCUUGAUCGGCUGAAUGCAUUGCCUUUGGGCUCCGAAAAGGAACAGGAGGCUAAGCAAGUCCAGGUGGAUCUCAACCAGCUUGCAAUCUCCGCCGUCCAAAAGGCGAAGUUCCGCGAACGCUUCGCCAAGAUCAACAAGCAGGUCCUCGAUGGCCAAAAGGCCCAGCAAAAACUGGAAUCGAAGAAAGCAGUAGAGACUAUCACCUCGUACUUCGAGGCGCCCGAAAAUCAAGACAAGUCGUGGCUUGUGGUCCAGCUUCCGAUUUCUGCUAAUGCCAAGGCUGUCAGUGAAUCUCUCAAUCAUGUCAAAUCAAAAAUGCAGGGUAAAAGUGUCUAUCUCUUGGCGGCCGACUUUAAACAAGGUCGGGUUUCACACGGAUGUUACAUCUCUCAGGGACUGAGUGACCAAGGUGCUUCGGCAAGCGACUGGUCAGCCGUCGUCUCUGGCGCUGUGGGAGGAAAAGCAGGAGGAAAGGGGCCUACUUCCAUUGGUAACGGUACCAACGCUGACAAGGUCGAGGAGGCUAUCUCACUAGCUGCGGAUUAUCUGAAUAAGUUCAAGCUCUAG
Messenger RNA from Penicillium egyptiacum, 3006 nucleotides. The record is from the annotation of a GenBank genome assembly. NCBI's taxonomy places the organism in Eukaryota, Fungi, Ascomycota, Eurotiomycetes, Eurotiales, Aspergillaceae.